UUACUAAAAUGAGUUGCACCAAAAAAAUUAAUGAAAAUAGCCCCUUAGCUCUAAAUAGUGCUCUUAGUAUAUUCACUGUUCCACCCACAAAUGUUUCUGUCGUUCGAUCUUUUUUCAGAGAAAUUCUGCCCCUUAGUACAAUUACUCAAGACUCCCCAUACCUAUUUCGCUUAUUUAGUGAUAAUCUAUGGACUGAUUUAUCCCGAACAUAUCUCUAUCUUGAACUUUCUAUUGAAAAACUUGGCGCAGAUAAUAAAUGGGGCCCAAUAGUUGGAACAGAUACUAACAUUGCCCCAAUUCAGGGUAUCGGCUAA
This is a messenger RNA of Meloidogyne enterolobii, 314 nucleotides long. Lineage: Eukaryota; Metazoa; Nematoda; Chromadorea; Rhabditida; Meloidogynidae. The record is from the annotation of a GenBank genome assembly.